UCGGCUAUUCGACGGCGCGUCACCUCCCGGACCCGCCUGCCAGUGCCUGGCUAGUGGCUGCUUCUCUCUGCUUUACCGGCAGCGACGGGGUUGGUGGUCCUGGAGAGUUGCGUCCGCAAAACGCCUUCCCCCUGCCGCAGUGGGAGAUGGAAGAGAGAUUGACGGAUGCCAGAUGGAUACGGAGCAGGUGCUGCCAGUAACGCGUGGCCGAGGAUGGCGGAGGGGGGCGAGGGAGAGGAGGAGAUCCAGUUCCUGCGAACGGAUGACCAGGUGGUUCUACAGUGCACCGCCUCCAUCCUGAAGGAGCAGCAGAUUAAGCUUUGUCUGUCCUGUGAGGGAUUCGGAAACCGUCUCUGCUUCCUGGAAACCACCUCCAACGCCCAGAAAGUGCCUCCAGAUUUGGCAAUAUGCAACUUCAUUCUGGAGCAAUCGUUGUCAGUGCGUGCCUUGCAGGAGAUGCUGGCCAACACGGUGGAGAUGACCGAGGCAGUCGAUUUGGACAAAUGGUCGUCGCAAGGUGGCGGCCAUCGCACCUUGUUGUACGGCCACGCCAUCCUCCUCAGGCACAACCACUCAGGCAUGUACCUGAGCUGUUUGACCACAUCUCGCUCGCUCACAGACAAGCUGGCCUUCGACGUGGGGUUGCAAGAAGAUUCUACUGGCGAGGCGUGUUGGUGGACUAUUCAUCCUGCCUCCAAGCAGAGGUCAGAAGGUGAAAAGGUCAGAGUCGGUGACGACCUCAUCCUUGUCAGCGUGUCCUCUGAGAGAUACCUGCACUUGUCCUACGCCAGUGGAGAUCUGAUGGUGGACGCCUCCUUCAUGCAGACUCUGUGGAAUAUGAAUCCUAUUAGCUCAGGAUGUGAACUAGCUGAAGGAUUCCUGACGGGCGGUCACGUGCUCCGGCUGUUCCACGGUCACAUGGAUGAGUGUCUGACCAUUGCCACACCAGAAGAAGGAGAGGAAAAGCGCAGAAUGGCUCACUACGAAGGCGGUGCAGUUUGCAGCCAGGCUCGUUCCUUGUGGAGGUUGGAGCCUUUGCGCAUCAGUUGGAGUGGCAGCCAUUUUAAGUGGGGGCAAGCAUUCCGCAUCCGCCAUAUCACCACAGGGCGUUACCUGGGUCUGGAUGAGGAAAAGGGCUUGUUGGUAGUGGACUCGGACAAAGCUAACACCAAAAUGUCUGCUUUCUGCUUCCGUGCGUCAAAGGAGAAGGUGGACGUGGCUCACAAGCGAGAUGUAGAAGGGAUGGGCAUCCCGGAAAUUAAGUACGGAGAGUCCAUGUGCUUCGUACAACACGUUUCCACAGGCCUGUGGCUCACGUACGCCGCGCUGGACGCCAAAGCUGCUCGUCUUGGAAUGAUGAAGAGGAAGGUCAUCCUGCACCAAGAAGGCCAUAUGGAUGAUGCCCUCACUGUGUCCCGCUCCCAGACAGAGGAGUCUCAAGCCGCUCGUAUGAUUUAUAGCACCAUGGGUCUCUUCAGGCAGUUCAUCAAGGGUUUGGACUCUCUGAGCGGGAAAAACAAAUCGCCGGGGCCUGUGUCGCUUCCUCUGGAGGGCGUUAUCCUGUCCUUGCAGGAUCUUAUUUUCUACUUUCGCCCUCCCGAGGAGGAGCUGGAACAUGAGGAGAAGCAGACCAAACUGCGAUCCCUCCGGAAUCGGCAGAAUCUCUUUCAAGAGGAGGGAAUGAUCACCAUCGUGUUGGAAUGCAUCGACCGACUCAACGUGUACAACACGGCGGCGCACUUUUCCGAAUUCGCAGGCGAGGAAGCAGCAGAGUCUUGGAAGGAGAUUGUCAACCUCCUCUACGAGUUGCUGGCUUCAUUAAUCAGGGGCAACCGCUCCAACUGCGCCUUGUUUUGCGACAACCUGGACUGGCUGGUCAGCAAACUGGACCGUUUGGAGGCCUCAUCAGGUAUUCUGGAGGUUCUGUACUGUGUGCUCAUUGAAAGCCCCGAGGUUCUAAACAUCAUCCAAGAGAACCACAUUAAAUCCAUCAUCUCUCUCCUGGACAAACAUGGACGGAACCACAAGGUUCUCGAUGUUCUCCGCUCUCUCUGCGUGUGUAACGGUGUCGCUGUGAGGUCCAAUCAGAACCGCAUCACUGAGAACCUCCUUCCGGCUCGCGACUUACUACUGCAAACCAACAUUGUUAAUUAUGUGACCAGCGUCCGGCCAAACAUUUUCUUGGGUACCUGCGAGGGCUCCACACAGUACAAAAAGUGGUACUACGAGAUGAUGGUGGACUACGUGGAACCCUUUGUGACAGCGCAGGCGUCACACCUACGUGUGGGCUGGGCCAUGACUGAAGGCUACAGCCCCUACCCUGGAGGCGGCGAGGGCUGGGGAGGCAACGGCGUUGGCGACGACCUCUAUUCGUACGGCUUUGACGGCCUCCAUUUAUGGUCAGGUACUGUCGCACGCCAGGUGGCCUCACCCUCCGCACAUACUCUGGCCGCAGACGACGUAGUCAGUUGUUGUCUGGAUCUGAGCGUGCCCAGUAUCUCCUUCCGCAUCAACGGACACCCGGUUCAGGGCAUGUUUGAAAACUUCAACGUAGAUGCCCUCUUCUUCCCUGUCAUCAGUUUCUCAGCUGGUGUCAAAGCUCGUUUCCUGUUGGGGGGUCGCCACGGAGACUUCAAGUUCAUGCCCCCACCAGGCUACGCACCAUGCUAUGAAGCGCUGCUCCCCAGGGAAAGAAUGCGCAUCGAGCCAAUCAAAGAGUACAAGCACGACUUUGGCGGUGUGCGGAACCUGUUAGGGCCUACUCUGUCGCUCACCCAUACAUCUUUUACGCCUUGUCCGGUGGACACAGUUCAGAUCGUAUUGCCACCACAUCUUGAAAGAAUCCGAGAAAAGCUAGCGGAGAAUAUUCACGAGCUCUGGGCAAUCACCCGCAUCGAGCAAGGAUGGACUUAUGGAACGUUCAGAGACGACAACAAAAAACUUCAUCCCUGCUUGGUGGACUUCCAGAGUCUCCCUGAACCCGAGAGGAAUUACAACCUGCAGAUGUCUGGAGAGACUCUAAAAACUCUCCUGGCUCUGGGCUGUCAUGUCGGCAUGGGUGACGAGAAAGCGGAAGAAAACCUCAAGAAAAUCAAGCUACCAAAGACAUAUAUCAUGAGCAACGGCUACAAGCCCGCACCACUUGACCUAAACCACGUCAAGCUGACACCCAACCAGAACCAGCUUGUUGAAAAACUGGCAGAAAACGGACAUAAUGUUUGGGCGAGAGACCGUGUUCGGCAAGGGUGGACUUACAGCAUAGUUCAAGACAUCCUCAAUAAGCGAAACCCUCGUCUGGUGCCUUACAACCUGCUGGACGAGAGAACUAAGAAAACCAACAGGGACAGUGUCAACAACGCCGUCCGCACCCUCAUUGGCUACGGUUACAACAUUGAGCCUCCAGACCAAGAGAGCACCGGCCACGGCCUGGAGAACAUUCGCGGCGACAAGGUCCGACUCUUCCGUGCCGAGAGGUUGUACGCCAUCACGCAAGGGAAGUGGUACUUUGAAUUCGAGGCCGUUACUACAGGGGAGAUGCGAGUGGGCUGGGCUCGGCCCAGCGUCCGCUCAGACACCGAAUUGGGAGCGGAUGAGCUAGCUUACGUCUUUAACGGUAAUAAGGCGCAAAGAUGGCACGUUGGCAACGAACCCUUCGGCCGCCAGUGGCAGUCUGGCGACGUGGUUGGCUGCAUGAUCGACUUGACCGAGAUGAACAUCAUGUUUACGCUCAACGGCGAAAUGCUGAUCAGCGACUCCGGCUCGGAAAUGGCUUUUAAAGAUAUUGAAAUCGGAGAAGGUUUCAUUCCAGUGUGCGCAUUGGGCCUGUCCCAGGUGGGAAGGAUUAAUCUCGGCCAGAACGUCAGCAGCCUGCGCUACUUUGCCAUUUGCGGCCUUCAAGAAGGCUUCGAGCCCUUCGCUAUUAACAUGAAACGAGACAUUACCAUGUGGUUCAGCAAGAGCCUGCCCCAGUUUGGUCCCGUCCCCGCUGACCACAACCACCUGGAGGUUUCCCGAGUAGAUGGGACCGUGGACAGCGCCCCCUGCCUGAAGCUGACCCACAAGACCUUCGGCUCGCAGAACGCCAACACCGACAUGAUGUUCCUCAGGCUCAGCAUGCCCGUCCAGUUCCACGAAACCUUCAAGAUCCCGGCGGGCACCACCUUGCUCACCCGCACGCUCACCAUACCUGAGGACGAAGUGGUGGUGGUGGAGCCCGACUCGGAGUUUGAGGUCUUGAAGAAGUCAGCCAGCCGCAAGGAGCAGGAAGAAGACAAGAAGGAGCCUUCAGUACCAAAGGAGAUCUCUGUAGAGAAUGAGAAGGACACGAUGUCAGAAAAGGGGAAAAAACGAGGAUUUUUCUUCAAAGCCAAAAAGGUCGCCAUGACACCUCUUGCCCCUCCUCCCGCACCUCCGACAGUACCUCGCUUGGUGGAAGACGUGGUCCCUGACGACCGAGAUGACCCUGAGAUUAUCCUAAACACCACCACUUAUUACUAUUCGAUUAGGAUUUUUGCGGGGCAGGAACCGACUGGCGUAUGGAUCGGUUGGGUUACCCCUGACUACCACCAAUUUGAUCCAAGUUUUGAUUUAUCAAAAGUGCGGAACGUCACUGUCACGGUGGGCGAUGACAAAGGAAACAUACACGACAGUAUGAAGCACAGCAACUGUUACAUGGUUUGGGGAGGCGACCUGGUGAGCACUCAGCAGACCCGCUUCAGCCAGGAGGACAUGGUAGUGGGUUGUCUUGUGGAUCUGGCCACGGGCCUCAUGACCUUCACGGCCAAUGGCAAGGAAAUUAACACCUUCUACCAGGUGGAACCAAACACCAAGCUGUUCCCUGCCGUUUUCAUCCAACCUUCCAGUCAAAACAUGGUCCAACUGGAACUGGGAAAACUCAAGAACAUCAUGCCGAUCUCAGCCGCCAUGUUCCGUAGCGAGCGCAAGAACCCUGUUCCCCAGUGCCCCCCGAGGCUGGACGUCCAGAUGUUGACCCCGGUCAUCUGGAGUCGAAUGCCCAAUCGCUUUCUCAACCCGGAGGUGGGCAAAGUGAACGAGAAGCUGGGCUGGAUGGUGGAGUGCACCGAGCCGCUCAUCAUGAUGGCACUGCACAUCCCGGAGGAGAACAGGUGUAUCGACAUCCUGGAGCUGUCAGAGCGCCAAGAUCUGAUGAAGUUCCACUACCACACCCUCAUGCUAUACUGCGCCGUGUGCGCCCUUGGCAACAACCGGGUGGCCCACGCGCUGUGCAGCCACGUGGAUGAGUCGCAGUUGUUCUACGCCAUCGAAAACACCUACCUGCCAGGUCCGCUGCGCAGCGGCUACUACGACCUCCUUAUCAGCAUCCACCUGGAGUCGGCCAAGCGGGCACGUCUGGGUACCAACAAGGAGUUCAUCGUGCCCAUGACGGAGGACACGCUCAGCAUCAACCUCUAUCCAGAUGCCAAGAAAGCUCACUCCCUUCCCGGGGUGGGUCUCAACACUUGUUUGCGUCCCAAGCUGCAUUUCUCCUCCAUCAACUUUGUGGGAAUGGAUCCAGACCUCUAUACGCUCAGUCCCGUUUUUCCACUGCAGGAACUGAAGACCCGAGCUAUCAGCAUGCUAACAGAGGCCGUGCUGGACGGUAGCCAAGCCAUGCGCGAUCCAGUAGGAGGCAGCGUCGAGUUUCAUUUCGUUCCCAUCCUCAAACUGAUCAGCACGUUGCUCAUCAUGGGUAUCUUCAACGACGAAGACACCAAACACAUCCUGAAGAUGAUCGACCCCAACGUCUUCAGCGGGAAGGAAGAGAACGAGGAGGACGAGGGACAAGCCGCCACGGAGGAGGCGCAAGAGGAAGCUGACGAGGAGGCCGAACUGGAGGACGAGGGUGUGGGCGAGGAGGAAGAGGAGCUGAAAGCUCUGGAAAAAGUAGAAGAUGAAGAAGGCGAGGAAAAAGAGGAGGAGGAAAAGAAGGAAGGUGAAGACACCGGAGACAAAAAGGUGGACGGAGAGAAGCAAGAAGAAGAGAAGGAAGCGGAGAUGCUCGAGGCGGAGUUAAAAGAAGAAGAGGAGGGGCUUGAGGAGGGGUUGCUUCAGAUGAAGUUGCCAGAAUCUGUCAAACUACAGAUGUGCACACUCCUUCAGUACUUCUGUGACUGUGAGCUGCGACACCGCGUGGAAGCCAUCGUGGCCUACUCUGACAACUUCGUGCACGAAAUUCAAAGCAACCAGCGCGUCCGCUACAACCAGCUGAUGACGGCUUUCACCAUGUCAGCAGCGGAAACUGCGCGCAAGACACGAGAGUUCCGUUCGCCGCCGCAGGACCAGGUUCUUUUGCUGACCAAUUUCAAACACAGUCCCGAGGAUGAAGAUUGCCCUGUACCUGAGGAUGUGCGAGACACUCUGGGAGACUUUCACAAUGACCUCCUCCUUCACUGCGGUGUACAUAUUGAGGAGGAGACGGAGGAAGAGGAAGUGGUCACCUCGCUGAGUGGACGCCUUCUCAGCCUGGUGGAGAAAGUGAAGAGCUUGCGAAAAAAGGAAGAGGAGGAAAAACCUGAAGUGGAGGAGGAGCCAAAACCUAGCACCCUCCAGGAGCUGAUCUCCCACACCAUGAUCCACUGGGCCCAGGAAUCGUUCAUCCAGAACCCGGAGUUGGUGCGCCUGAUGUUUAGCCUGCUCCACAGGCAGUACGACGGGCUCGGAGAGUUGAUCCGGGCGCUACCCAAGGCCUAUGCCAUCAACGCCGUGUCCUACCAGGACACCAUGGAUCUGCUAGAGUGCCUUGGCCAGAUACGCUCGCUGCUCAUCGUUCAGAUGGGCCCGGAGGAGGAGCGCCUCAUGAUCCAGAGCAUCGGAAACAUCAUGAACAACAAAGUUUUCUACCAGCACCCCAAUUUGAUGAGAGCUCUUGGUAUGCACGAGACCGUCAUGGAGGUGAUGGUCAACGUUUUGGGUGGGGGCGGAGACUCAAAGGAGAUCCGCUUCCCACAAAUGGUGACCAACUGCUGCCGCUUCCUUUGCUACUUCUGCCGAAUCAGUCGACAGAACCAGCGUUCCAUGUUUGACCAUCUCAGUUACUUGCUGCAGAAUAGUGGCAUCGGACUUGGCAUGCGUGGUUCGACUCCUCUGGACGUGGCAGCCGCUUCUUGCAUCGACAACAAUGAGCUGGCUUUAGCACUGCAAGAGCAGGACCUAGAAAUGGUAGUGACGUACUUGGCAGGCUGCGGCCUACAGAUGUGUCCCAUGCUGCUAUCCAAGGGUUACCCAGACAUUGGCUGGAAUCCAUGCGGAGGGGAAAGAUAUUUGGACUUCCUGCGAUUUGCAGUCUUUGUGAAUGGUGAGAGCGUGGAAGAGAACGCCAAUGUGGUGGUGCGUCUUCUCAUCCGCCGGCCCGAGUGCUUUGGCCCGGCGCUCCGAGGAGAGGGUGGCAACGGUUUGCUGGCAGCCAUGGAGGAGGCGAUUAAGAUCUCAGAAGAUCCAGCAAGGGAUGGACCAACUGUCAAAAAAGACAGGCGCUUUAUGUUCGGUGGUGAAGAGCAGCAGGAGGAGAGUCGGGUGCACCUGGGAAACGCCAUCAUGUCAUUCUAUUCGGCCCUUAUAGAUCUGCUGGGCCGCUGCGCCCCGGAAAUGCACCUGAUCCAAGCAGCAAAGGGUGAAGCUCUAAGGAUCCGAGCCAUCUUGAGAUCGCUGGUUCCCAUUGAGGAUCUGGUGGGGGUCAUCAGCUUGCCAGUGCAGAUUCCUGCUCAUGGCAAAGACGGUCAGGUUGUCGAACCCAAGAUGUCUGCCAGCUUCGUACCUGACCACAAAGCUUCCAUGGUGCUCUUCCUGGACAGAGUGUAUGGUAUCGAGAACCAGGACUUCCUACUUCACGUGCUGGAGGUUGGCUUCUUGCCUGACAUGAGAGCUGCUGCAUCUCUGGACACCGUGGCCUUCAGCACCACCGAGAUGGCGCUGGCUUUGAACCGCUACCUCAGCUCGGCUGUCCUGCCUCUGCUCACCAAGUGCGCCCCUUUGUUCGCCGGCACUGACCACCGCGCCAUCAUGAUCGACUCCAUGCUCCACACCAUAUACCGGCUGUCCCGCGGCCGAGCCCUUACCAAAGCCCAGAGGGACGUGAUUGAGGAAUGCUUAAUGUCACUUUGCAAGUACCUCCGGCCAUCCAUGCUUCAACAUCUGCUCAGGAGGUUGGUGUUCGACGUGCCCAUCCUCAACGAAUAUGCAAAGAUGCCUCUUAAGCUUCUGACCAAUCACUAUGACCGCUGCUGGAAGUACUACUGCUUGCCUAACGGCUGGGCCAACUUUGGGGUGACGUCAGAAGAAGAGCUGCAUCUUUCUCGUAAACUCUUCUGGGGAAUCUUUGAGUCUUUGGCUCACAAGAAAUUUGAUGCAGAGCUUUUCAAGAUCGCCAUGCCGUGCCUGUGCGGCAUCGCAGGAGCCAUCCCGCCUGACUACGUGGACGCUAGCUACUCCUCUCACACCGAGAAGAAAGCAUCUGUAGAUGCUGAGGGAAACUUUGAUCCGAAACCGGUGGAGACCACCAACACCAUAAUCCCUGAGAGGUUGGACGCCUUUAUCAACAAGUAUGCAGAGCAUACUCAUGAUAAAUGGGCGUUUGAAAAGAUUCAGAACAACUGGACCUACGGAGAGGCAUUAGACGAGAACGCCAAGACUCACCCGAUGUUAAGACCGUAUAAAACGUUUUCGGAAAAGGACAAAGAAAUCUAUCGUUGGCCCAUUAAAGAGUCCAUCAAAGCCAUGCUGGCGUGGGAGUGGACCUUGGAAAAAGCCCGAGACGGUGAAGGAGAGGUGGAGAAGAAGGCCGCUACACGAAAAAUCUCACAAACUGCUCAGGCAACUUAUGAUCCUAGUCAUGGUUACAGCCCUCAACCAAUAGACAUCACAGGAAUGGCGUUAUCCAGAGAGCUGCAGUCAAUGGCUGAGCAGCUGGCGGAGAACUACCACAACACUUGGGGCAGGAAGAAGAAGCUGGAGCUUCAGUCCAAAGGUGGUGGGACCCAUCCUUUGUUGGUGCCUUAUGACACUCUGACUGCCAAGGAGAAGGCUAGAGACAGAGAAAAAGCCCAAGAUCUGCUCAAGUUCCUUCAGCUCAACGGAUACGCUGUGACCAGAGGCAUGAAGGACAUGGAGCAGGACAUCUCAUCCAUCGAGAAGCGCUUUGCCUAUGGAUUUUUGCAGAAACUUCUCAAAUGGAUGGACAUUGCGCAGGAGUUCAUCGCUCAUCUCGAGGCUGUGGUUAGCAGCGGUCGAGUCGAGAAGUCACCACAUGAGCAAGAGAUCAAAUUCUUUGCUAAGAUUCUCUUGCCGCUUGUGAAUCAGUAUUUCAAGAACCACUGCCUCUACUUCCUAUCCACUCCUGCUAAAGUCCUGGGAAGUGGAGGACAUUCCUCCAACAAGGAGAAGGAAAUGAUUGCCAGUAUCUUCUGUAAGUUGGCUGCUUUGGUGCGGCACAGAGUUUCUCUUUUUGGAACGGAUGCAAGCGCCGUGGUCAACUGCCUGCACAUUCUGUCCCACUCGCUGGACGCAAGAACUGUAAUGAAAUCGGGGCCUGAGAUUGUCAAAGCUGGACUGCGUCAGUUCUUUGAGAGCGCUGCUGAUGACAUUGAGAAGAUGGUAGAGAAUCUCAAACUGGGCAAGGUGUCCAGCCGCAACCAGGUGAAAGGCGUGGCCCAGAACAUCAACUACACCACGAACGCUCUGCUGCCGGUCCUCACCUCGCUGUUCGACCACAUCGCUCAGCAUCAGUUUGGAGAUGACGUCAUGAUGGACGAUUUGCAAAUUUCCUGUUAUCGGCUCAUGUGCAGCAUCUACUCGCUGGGCACUGUGAAGACGCCACACGUUGAAAAGCAGCGUCCCGCUCUGGGCGAGUGUUUGGCCCACCUUGCAGCCGCCAUGCCGGUCGCCUUCCUUGAACCUGAGCUGAACGAGUUCAAUGCAUUUUCUGUUUACACUACCAAGACUCCCCGGGAGAGAACCAUUCUGGGUCUCCCCAGCCAAGUGGAGGAGUUGUGUCCAGACAUUCCUGAGCUGGACAUCCUCAUGAAGGAAAUCCAAGACCUGGCCGAGUCGGGGGCGCGCUACACGGAAAUGCCUCACGUCAUCGAGAUCACGCUGCCUAUGCUUUGCAAUUACCUCCCGCGCUGGUGGGAGCGAGGUCUGGAGAACUUCCCCGAGUUGGAGGGCCAAAUCUGCACCUCGGUCACCUCGGAGCACCUCAACCAGCUCUUGGGGAGCAUCAUGAAGAUUGUGGUCAACAAUUUGGGCAUCGAUGAGGCCUCCUGGAUGAAGAGGUUGGCAGUAUUCGCACAACCCAUCGUGAGCAGGGCCAAACCGGAGAUGCUCAAGUCGCACUUUAUCCCCACCAUGGAGAAACUGAAGAAGCGCUCAGGCAAGGUGGUGGCUGAGGAGGACCAUCUUCGCAUGGAAGGCAAAACGGAGGUGGACAGCGAGAAUGGAACCAUCCGAGAUGAAUUUGCCGUUCUGUGCCGUGACCUCUACGCCCUCUACCCUUUGCUCAUCCGCUACGUGGACAACAACAGGGCAAGAUGGCUGACGUGCCCUGAUCCCGAUGCCGAGGAGCUCUUCAGGAUGGUGGGCGAGGUCUUCAUUUUCUGGUCCAAAUCUCACAAUUUCAAGCGUGAGGAGCAGAAUUUUGUGGUGAUGAAUGAGAUCAACAACAUGUCCUUCCUCACUGCCGACAGUAAGAGCAAGAUGAGCAAGGCCGGAGACGGAGAGUCUGGAGGGUCCGAGCAGGAGCGCACCAAAAAGAAACGUCGAGGGGAUCGCUACUCGGUGCAGACCUCGCUUAUUGUUGCGGCCUUGAAGAAAAUGCUUCCCAUCGGGCUCAACAUGUGCUCACCCGCGGACCAGGAGCUCAUCAACCUGGCUAAAAUCAGAUACUCGCUGAAAGACACAGAUGAAGAAGUGAGAGAAUUUUUGCACAACAAUCUCCAUCUCCAAGGCAAAGUUGAAGACCCAGCAAUGCGGUGGCAGAUGUCCCUGUACAAGGAAAUGUCCGGAAAGGCGGAAGAUGCCGAGGACCCGGAAAAGGUGGUCAAAAGGGUGCAAGAGGUGUCAGCGGUGCUUUAUCAUAUUGAGGUGACAGAGCAUCCCUUCAAGUCCAAGAAGAUGGUUUGGCAUAAGCUGCUGUCCAAACAACGCCGGCGAGCCGUGGUGGCCUGCUUCAGGAUGACGCCCCUCUACAACAUACCCACGCACCGAGCAACCAAUAUGUUUCUGGAUGCCUACAAACGCAACUGGCUGGAGACGGAGGGCUACUCCUUUGAGGACAAGAUGAUCGACGACUUAUCGAAAGCUCUGGAAGAAGAGGAAGAGGAGGAAGAAGAAACCGAGACCAAGCCCGACCCUCUUCAUCAGCUCAUUCUGCAUUUCAGUAGAACGGCUCUCACGGAGAAAACAAAACUUGACGUCGACCACCUCUAUAUGUCAUAUGCUGACAUCAUGGCAAAAAGUUGCCAUAUUGGUGAGGAUGACGAAGGGGAGGAGCAAGAGGGGGAGGAGCCAUCCUUUGAGGAAAAGGAGAUGGAGAAACAGAGGCUUCUGUAUCAGCAGUCACGUUUGCACAACAGAGGAGCUGCUGAGAUGGUGCUGCAGAUGAUAAGUGCCUGUAAAGGUGAGCCUGGCGCUAUGGUUUCGUCCACUCUCAAGCUGGGAAUCUCUAUCCUCAAUGGAGGCAACUGUGACGUGCAGCAGAGAAUGCUGGACUACCUGAAGGACAAAAAGGAUGUGGGGUUUUUCCUCAGUGUUCAAACGCUGAUGCAGACUUGCAGCGUUUUGGACCUGAACGCUUUCGAGAGGCAAAACAAGGCAGAAGGACUUGGAAUGGUGUCAGAAGAGGGCACCAAUGAGAAAGUGAUGGCAGAUGACGAAUUCACGUGUGACCUCUUCCGCUUCCUCCAGCUUCUGUGCGAGGGUCACAAUAACGACUUCCAGAACUACCUGAGGACCCAGACAGGCAGCACCACCACCAUCAACGUCAUCAUCUGCACGGUGGACUACCUCUUACGUUUACAGGAGUCCAUCAGUGAUUUCUACUGGUACUACUCGGGCAAGGACAUCAUCGACGAGCCCGGCAAGAGGAACUUCUCCAAAGCCAUGACGGUGGCCAAGCAAGUCUUCAACAGCUUGACGGAAUACAUCCAGGGUCCGUGCACGGGUAACCAGCAGUCGUUAGCGCACAGCAGGUUGUGGGACGCCGUGGUGGGCUUCCUGCACGUCUUCGCUCAUAUGAUGAUGAAGCUAGCUCAGGAUUCGAGUCAAAUCGGGCUUUUGAAGGAGCUGCUGGAUCUGCAGAAGGACAUGGUGGUGAUGCUUCUGUCUCUCCUGGAAGGCAACGUCGUGAACGGCACCAUCGCCAAGCAGAUGGUGGACAUGCUGGUAGAGUCAUCCAGCAACGUGGAAAUGAUCCUUAAGUUUUUCGACAUGUUCCUCAAACUGAAGGACAUUGUGGCAUCGGACGCCUUCCGCGACUACGUCAGCGACCCGCGCGGGCUCAUCUCCAAGAAGGACUUCUCCAAAGCCAUGGAUAGCCAGAAGCAGUACUCUCCCUCAGAAAUCCAGUUCCUGCUCUCCUGCUCGGAGGCGGAUGAGAACGAGAUGAUCAACUUUGAGGAGUUCGCCGACCGCUUCCAGGAGCCGGCCAAAGACAUCGGCUUCAACAUCGCUGUGCUCCUCACCAACCUGUCAGAGCACGUGCCGCACGACACGCGGCUGCAGAACUUCCUGGAGCAGGCGGAAAGCGUGCUCAACUACUUCCGCCCCUUCCUGGGCCGCAUCGAGAUCAUGGGCGCCAGCCGUAAGAUCGAGCGCAUCUAUUUCGAGAUCAGCGAGGCCAACCGUAACCAGUGGGAGAUGCCGCAGGUGCGCGAGUCCAAGCGCCAGUUCAUCUUCGACGUGGUCAACGAGGGUGGUGAGAGCGAGAAGAUGGAGCUCUUUGUUAACUUUUGCGAGGACACCAUCUUUGAGAUGAACAUUGCCGCUUCCAUCUCCGAGCCCGAGGGUGAAGUCGUUGAGGAGGAGGAUGACGAGGAAGAGGAAGAAGAGGCGGCUAAGGAAGGAGACUCUGGCGAAGGGGAGGACGGCAACGGUGAAGAACCUGCGCCGGAGUCGGCGUCGGCCUUCGCGGACUUCUUAGCCAGCGUGGUCAACUUCUACAAUAUGUUCACCUUCCGGAACAUGCGGCGGCGCUACCGCAAGCUGCGCAAGAUGACUGUGAAGGAGAUGGUGAUGGGUCUGGCUACCUUCGUCUACACGGUCCUGAUGGGAAUCCUCAUGUUCGUCUACGGUAUCUGCAAGGGCUUCUUCACGCUCAUUUGGAAAGCGCUCUUCGGAGGAGGUCUGGUGGAAGGCGCCAAGAAGAUGACGGUGACCGAGAUCCUGGCUAGCAUGCCGGACCCGACGCAGGACGAAGUGCACGGUGACCUUCCGCCGGAGCCGGGAGCGAGGGUGGUUCAGGACUCGGACGGAGUGGCGGACUUGGACGCUGUGGGUGGAGAAGAGGAAGAGGAGGAUGGAGAAGAACGGGAAGGAGGGCGACUGCCUGGUUUCAACGCUCCUGGAGGACUCGGAGACUUUGGGGAGACAACGCCGGAAGAACCGCCCACUCCCGAAGGCACGCCGCUGCUCAAGAGGAAGCUAACUGCUGGAGGUGAAGGACAGGAAGAAGAAGGAGGAGGAGGAGGAGGAGAAAUUGCUGUCACUGAAGAAGAAGUUCCACCAGAAACGGAGAAAGCAGACACCGAGAGCGAUGAGAAAAAGCCAGAAAAGACUGAGGCGGAGCCUGAGGUCAAAGAAGAAGAACCCGAGGAGCCUGAAGAGCCGGUGAAGACCAAGGUGAAGAAGGAGAAGAAACCAAUUGAGGAAGGCUUUGAGCUGUGGAAUGAGCUGGAAGUCCAGAGGAAUAAAUUCAUGAACUACCUCUCAAGAAACUUUUACAACCUGCGUUUCUUGGCGCUAUUCAUCGCUUUUGCACUCAACUUCAUCUUGCUCUUCUACAAGGUGUCGGACAGCCCGCCGGGCGAAGAGGACUUUGAGGGUUCCGGUCUUUUUGAAGGUGGCUCGGGACUGUUUGAAGGCUCGGGUGCCGAUGAGGAAGGAUCUGGAUUUGAAGAUGGAGGAGAUGACGACGAAGACGAGGGCCCCUUGUACUACUUCCUGGAGGAGAGCACUGGCUACAUGGAGCCUGCAUUGGCCUUCCUCAGCAUCGUUCACACCAUUAUCUCCUUCCUCUGUAUCAUCGGAUAUAAUUGCCUCAAGGUUCCUCUGGUUAUCUUUAAGAGAGAGAAGGAACUGGCCAGAAAACUGGAGUUCGAUGGCGUCUACGUGACUGAGCAGCCAGAAGACGACGAUAUUAAGGGGCAGUGGGACCGACUGGUGCUCAACACUCCAACUUUCCCUAACAACUACUGGGAUAAGUUUGUGAAAAGAAAGGUGCUGGAUAAAUAUGGGGACAUCUACGGUAGAGAGAGGAUUGCCGAACUACUUGGCAUGGACUUGGCCUCCUUGGACGUUAGUGCCAUGACACACGAUAAGAAACCGGAGCCUGACAACUCUGUGUUUAGCUGGAUAACAUCCAUUGACAUCAAGUACCAGAUCUGGAAGUUUGGUGUUGUGUUCACAGACAACACCUUCCUGUACCUGGUCUGGUACAUGCUCAUGUCUAUGCUUGGUCACUACAACAACUUCUUCUUCGCCGCUCACCUGCUGGACAUCGCAAUGGGAGUUAAAACCUUGCGCACCAUCUUAUCAUCAGUCACCCACAACGGCAAGCAGCUGAUGAUGACGGUGGGCUUACUAGCCGUGGUGGUGUACCUCUACACUGUGGUGGCCUUCAACUUCUUCCGCAAGUUCUACAACAUGAGCGAGGAUGAGGAUGAGCCCGACAUGAAGUGUGACGACAUGAUGACGUGCUAUCUUUUCCACAUGUAUGUGGGCGUGCGUGCCGGCGGAGGAAUCGGAGAUGAGAUCGAGGACCCGGCCGGAGACGAGUACGAGCUCUACCGAGUGGUCUUCGACAUCACCUUCUUCUUUUUCGUCAUCGUCAUCUUGCUGGCCAUCAUUCAGGGUUUGAUCAUUGACGCCUUCGGAGAGCUGAGAGACCAGCAGGAGCAAGUCAGGGAGGACAUGGAGACAAAGUGCUUCAUCUGCGGGAUCGGCAGCGACUACUUUGACACGACGCCGCACGGCUUUGAGACGCACACUUUAGAGGAACACAACUUGGCCAACUACAUGUUCUUCCUGAUGUAUCUCAUCAACAAGGAUGAAACAGAGCACACGGGACAGGAAUCAUAUGUGUGGAAGAUGUACCAGGAGCGCUGCUGGGACUUCUUCCCUGCCGGGGAUUGCUUCCGAAAGCAGUAUGAGGAUCAGCUGGGAUAACUCCAAGGAGAAGGAUGGGUGGAGGAUUAGGAAUCCACAAGUUAAAAAUGCUAUGCACACUUUGACUGCAGCGUCCGAUUGGAUCAAAUAACACCAUCACGACACUUAGGCCUUUAUUUUAAAACGACCAUGUCCGUAGAUUGCCUUGCUUCAACACUCGCGCAGCUCGUCUACACUCCGAACUGUGCCUGAACGCAUCGUGUUCAUCAAACAGAUUGAAUGUGAGAGUGGAGAUGCUGUCUUUUAGUGCCUAGAGCAGUCACUGCUUUUUAUGUUUGUUUGUUUGUUUCUUUUUUUGUUGGUUUAGACGCGAGUGAGGAUGCUUUAUUUGUUUGAGAGAACUAGCGUGGGCUAACUCCAGUUAUGAUUUGGGACAUAUUUAAUAUUCUGUAUGAAUUAUAUUAUGUCUUCUAGGUUUACUGAUGAGAAAAGGAAACAAAUCGGAAGCAAAUAAUAGUGGUUUACGUCCAGUUAACCAGUUUCAGUUUUUGUAUUCUUUUUGUAUGAUAAUUUCACUGAGCAACUUGGUAUGCCACCUUAUAUGAUGCUAAUAGUGCUCACUGGCAGAGGUGGAUAGAGUAGCCAAACUUUUUUUUACUCAAGUAACAGUAGUGUUACAUCUAAAUAUUAUUACACAAGUAAAAGUAGCCUUCCAAAAAUUUACUCAAAUGCAAGUAAAAAAGUAUUCGUUGAAAGUAGGGCUGUCAAACGAUUAAAAUUUUUAAUCGAGUUAAUUACAGCUUAAAAAUUAAUUAAUCGCAAUUAAUCGCAAUUCAAACCAUCUAUAAAAUAUGCCAUAUUUUUCUGUAAAUUAUUUUUGGAAUGGAAAGAUAAGACACAAGACGGAUAUAUACAUUCAACAUACGGUACAUAAGGACGGUAUUUGUUUAUUAUAACAAUAAAUCAACAAAAUGGCAUUAAAAUGAUUAACAUUCUGUUAAAGCGAUCCAUAGAUAGAAAGGCUUUUAGUUCUUAAAAGAUAAAUGUUAGUACAAGUUAUAGAAAUGUUAUAUUAAAACCCAUCUUAAUGUUUUUGUUUUAUUAAAAUCUGUAAAAUUUUCAAGAAAAAAUAAACUUGUAGCCCGCCAUUGUUGAUGUCAAUAAUUACUUACACAAUGCUCAUGGGUGCUGAAGCCUAUAAAAUCAGUCGCACCGAAGCGCCAGCAGAGGGCGGCAAAACUCCAUAAAACACAAUUGACAAGUGGGCAUUUCACUGUACUGUCAUUUAAAUCUGUCUGAGCGGGGCAUGUGCGUUAAUUGCGUCAAAUAUUUUAACGUGAUUAAUUUAAAAAAUUAAUUACCGCCCGUUAACGCGAUAAUUUUGACAGCUCUAGUUGAAAGAAAUACUCAAGUAAUGAGUAACAUUGUGAGUAACUGCUUCCAAUGUCAGAUUUUUUAAAAUAAUGGUAUAUUUUUUUUCACAGCACAUCUUUCUUUAUAUGAACGGUUAUGAUUAUGCUCUACUAUGACUUCAUACAUGAUCAUAUUAGGCCAAAGAGAUGACACAGAAAUCAUCAAAUUCAGACCAGGACAACACUGUAAAUGACGAAUUUUAUUAGAUGGGCACUUUCCUUUGCAAAGCUUCCAUUAAACAUCACGUGUUCAAAGAGCAUGAGUGCCCUCUAGUGGAGACGAAACAUUGUUACCUCUUAUUGGUAUAACGGAGGCAUGUGGUUAUUGUUGCGACGUCCCAUUGGUGAAACUGAGACAGUUCUGUCUGUAUCUCUGGCAAAAAUAACAUCAAUAUAUAGAAUAAAGAGGAAAAAUAUAGCGACUCUCGUGUCGUACAAAGUAGCGGAGUAAGAGUAGUGUGUCUUUUUCACAAAUCUACAGGUAGUCCCCAGGUUACGACAUACCGUAUUUUUCGGGCUAUAAGUCGCACCUGAGUAUAAGUCGCAUUUUGGGGGGAAAUUUACUUGAUAAAAUCCAACAUAUAGAACAGACAUGUCAUCUUGACAGGCAAUUUGAAAUAAAAAAUACAAUAGAGAACAACAUGCUAAAUAAGUGUACAGUAUGAUAAUGUUACAUGAUUCAUGAACAACAAAAUGCGAAUAUGGCCGGUAUGUUAACGUUACAUAGCUAUUAAGAGUUAUUUAGAUAACUGUAGCAUAAAGAACAUGCUAACAAGUUUACCAAACCAUCAGUGUCACACCAAAAUAACAUGUGAAAUGAUGUGAUAAUGUGUUAAUAAUUUCACACAUAUGUCGCACCCCCAGCCAAAUUAUGAAAAAAAACCUGCGACUUAUAGUCCGAAAAAUACGGUACUCGAUUUAGGCGAUUUCGACUUUACAACACCGGAGUCUCGUCCGCCAUUUUGUCUCAGUCGUUUUUUGUUUUUUUUGUAGUCGCAUUAACAGUACCUUAUUGUACCUCACUCACAGUAUCUUAUUUUUUAUUUUACUUUAAUAUAAUAACGUGCUCUGUCCUCACUAAACGUGAAGUUAUUCAGCUUUACAGACACUUUUGACAAUUUGUAAAGCUGUAACACAUAUACAGUGCCCUCCAUAAUUAUUGGCACCCCUGAAAAAGAUGUGUUUAUUAGCUUCUAAUAUAUAUAUAUAUUUUUUAAUUCAAAUAAUAUGGGACCUUAUUGGAAAAAAAGAAAAAUCCAACCUUCAAUACAAGUGCAUUCAUUCAGUGGGCAAAAAAUCCCAAAUGAAGAAAAAAUUAUUUGACAUCAAAUAAUGUGUGUCACAAUUAUUAGCACCCCUGGUGUUGAUACUUUGUACAACCCCCUUUUGUUAACAAAACAAGGUCUGGGGACUGAGAUGGCCAUGGGAGGAGCUUGAUUUUGUGUCUGGUGAACCAUUUCUGUGUAAAUUUGGCCAUGUGUUUAGGGUCAUUGUCUUGCUGAAAGACCCAGUGAUGACCCAUCUUCAGCUUUCGGGCAGAGGGCAACAGAUUUUGAUCUGAAAUGUCCUGGUAUUUCAAAGCUCUCAUGAUGCCAUGCACCCUAAGAAGGUUC
Molecule: messenger RNA, 18358 nt
Organism: Corythoichthys intestinalis (scribbled pipefish)
Lineage: Eukaryota; Metazoa; Chordata; Actinopteri; Syngnathiformes; Syngnathidae
Product: ryanodine receptor 1-like
Exons: 107
Coding region: 166-15393 (5075 amino acids)
Biological process (GO): striated muscle contraction; release of sequestered calcium ion into cytosol by sarcoplasmic reticulum; intracellular calcium ion homeostasis
Cellular component (GO): calcium channel complex; sarcolemma; sarcoplasmic reticulum membrane
Molecular function (GO): ryanodine-sensitive calcium-release channel activity; protein binding
Source: RefSeq, a predicted model, not a curated record